Orussus abietinus is the source of this 4093-nucleotide messenger RNA. It is a transcript of the gene eIF2A, whose product is annotated as eukaryotic translation initiation factor 2A. NCBI's taxonomy places the organism in Eukaryota, Metazoa, Arthropoda, Insecta, Hymenoptera, Orussidae. The transcript is spliced from 12 exons. The coding region runs from base 196 to 1836 and encodes 546 amino acids. Gene Ontology annotation, biological process: translational initiation. The record is from RefSeq and is a predicted model, not a curated record. Gene Ontology annotation, cellular component: cytosolic small ribosomal subunit. Gene Ontology annotation, molecular function: protein binding; mRNA binding; translation initiation factor activity.
UUGGUAGAAUACUUUGACCUACCCCAAGAUAGUAAUACCGAAAGGGUAAAGGUUAUUACCUAAAGAAGCCAAAAAUCAAAUUACGAUUCCAAAGAUAAAAUUCGAGGAUCUACCGGUAUAAGGUUAAGCCAGGGUCCACCUUCGUACGAAUCAGUGACCACUUUUCCAAAAGAUGACAGCAAAUUGUGUAGGGCUAUGCUAUUUAGUCCUGGAGGACGUUACUUUGUAUGGAUUAAUGGAAUCGCUAUCAAAAUUGUAUUAUGCGACACAUGGAAAAUUAUCGCCGAGAUCAAUAGACCAAAAGUUUGUGCAAUGCAGUUUUCUUCACAUGGAACAUACCUUAUGACCUGGGAACCAUUUCUUGUAUCACAAGCUAACCCAGAGGAAACUCCAAAUUUAUGCAUAUGGAAAUCCGAGAAUGGGGAUUUAGUAAAAAGUUUUGUCCAAAAGAAACAAAGUAAUUGGGAGCCACAAUGGUCAACUGAUGAGAAGAUUUGUGGAAUGUUGAUCAAUAAUAAUGUUGUCUUAUAUGAAAGUGCAAUUUUUGACAAAGUGAUACAUAGAAUAAAUGUAGCUAAAAUUGCAAAAUUCAGUAUAUCCUCUGGCAAUGCUCCAUACAAUGUCCUUUGCUAUAUGCCUGGGAAAUCUGGCCAACCGAGCUUUGGCAAACUAUUUCAAUAUCCAAAAUUUGAAGCAUCCCAGGUUUUAGCAACAAAAAGUUUCUUUCAGGCUGACCGUGUUGAUGUAUAUUGGAAUCAGCAUGGCACAAGUGCUUUACUAAUGACUAGUACAGAGGUUGACAAAACAGGUGCUUCAUAUUAUGGAAAACAAACUUUGCAUUAUCUUAGUACAAAAGGUGAAACGGCUAUGGUCACACUUAGUAAGGAAGGUCCAAUACAUGCAGUUGCUUGGUCGCCAAAACAUACGGAAUUUUGCGUUGUCUAUGGAUUCAUGCCUGCCAAAGGAACCUUAUUUAAUCUCAAAUGUGAAGCAGUGUUUGAAUUUGGUGCCAGUCCUCGGAACAGUAUAUACUAUAACCCUCAUGGAAAUAUUCUCAUCUUAGCUGGGUUUGGCAGUCUGAGUGGUAAUGUAGAACUAUGGGAUGUAAAUAACAGGAAAUUAAUAGCUAAGACUGAGGCUCCCGAUACCACAUUAUUACAAUGGUCACCCGAUGGUGAACAUUUCAUGACCGCAACCACUGCACCUAGAUUACGAAUGGGUAAUGGUUUUAAAAUUUGGCAUUAUUCUGGGUCGUUGCUUUAUCAACGCCCAUGGAACGAACAGGAAGAAUUGUGGGAAGUUGCAUGGCAAACUUAUCCUCCGAAUACUUUUGCUGAAAAACCUAUUAGUUAUAAGGCAGUGGAAGGCAUUGCACCUAGUCAACCACAGGCUUCAAAAGAAGUAUAUAGGCCACUCUCUGCAAGAGGACAAACAAUAACCUUUAAGUUACACGAUGACGAUGAGCUGGGGUCCAAGCCUAUGACUGAUUCAAAUUUGUCAAAAGCUGCAUUAAAAAUGAAAAAGAAAAGAGAUGCUAAGAAAGCCAAAAAAGAAUUAGAAGCUUCGGCAUCUCAAUCUCAACUGUGUAAUACAACUGCCAAUGGUCAAGUCAAUAGUACUGUUGCAAAAGCUCAAAAUACCAUAACAGUUCGCGAUAUUGAAUUUACUGAUGAUCCUGAAAAAAAUAAGAAAAUUAAAAAAAUUAAGAGUAAAUUAGAUCAAAUAGCCAAAUUAAAGGAGCAAUUAUCAUCGGGAAAACAACUGGAAAUUAAUCAACUGGAUAAGAUCAAGAAAGAAGCUGAACUAAUAAAGGAGCUUGACGAUUUGACAUUGUGAUGCAACAUUUUUCAGUUCAGAGAUAAUAAUUGAAAUUCAUUUCAACUGUUACCUGCUCACAAUAUUCAGAACAAUGACUGCCACGUAUGCAGAUGACACCGUUACACUCGUAACUUACUCUGAUUGAAGCAUUUGAUAUUUUACAAAUCUCAUAAAAUACUAUACGUGUAAUUUCCAAAAUGGUAAAUCAUGACAAAAGAUAUUAAUUCUCCAGUCUUACUAAAUGACAACCAAAUACCUCAAUGACGAAGCAAAGUACCUAAGAAUAUACUUGGACCUGGAGGGAGCAUAUUUUCACAAAAGAUAAACAAUUUGGAAUUUAGCUAAAUAAAACAUAGCUUACCAGUCAAUGAUCUUAAUCUCAAGAUUGGAUACAAAGACUAAAAUAAUAGAUUGCAUAUUUAACUCAUUUGGUUCUACACAAUUCAAUUAUGGAGAAUUGUUUUAAAUCCCAACAGAGAGAUUUUCCAGCGAUUUCAGUUUAAGUGCUCGGAUUAAUAGCUCCAUGGUUUGAAACAAAUGAAACGUCACUCAAAAACCUUUAAAUUCCAUUUGUAAAGGAUAAAAUAGGGAAAUAUGCUUAUUCAUUUUUUAAAUUUAAUAAAUUAGGCGGCCAUCCCAACUUACUUACGAUUACAUUGAUGGCGAAUUGAACUUUUAUCAGAUGAGAGUAGAUUCCCGCAAGACAUCGCAAUGUGAUCAAAUGUUGCGGAAUUUGAAAUGAUGAAUGCGACAGCAGGUCGCAACUUACCUAAAUCAUAUCUCAAUCUCAUAAGAGUGCAGAGUAUCCUGAAUGAGGAUAAGGGGUGAAAAGAAAGGAGAUACAUUUCAACUGUUCGAUUGAAGAAAAUAGCGAUCUCGAUUUUGUACUCACGUUAAAGCGUAUACAGUAGAAUCGUUUUGAUAAAAUGAAACUUGUCUAUAAGCAAUGUCAAAUGACACAAUGACCUUGUAGCGGUUUAGUACUACAAUUUAAACGAAUGAAUUUUUAACAUUAAGUUCUUACUUUGGUAUAUGCAGCACAACAAAGUGUUCCAAGAUUCGUUGUUUGUCAAAGCAGUGAAACUGAAAUGUAUUUAUGAUAUAUAACAACGGUACAUCCAUCUUAAUACCGUUGUUUGUCAAAGCAGUGAAACUGAAAUGUAUUUAUGAUAUAUAACAACAGUACAUCCAUCUUAAUACUAACUUACAGAAAUUUCAUCUAAUGGUAUAUUUGUGGUUUCAUAUUCCAGUUAUAAAAUCUUUCUUUUAUUCAUUUUUGCAUGAAAUUCAUGUGUAUUGCAUCAUUCAAAAUGAAAAACAGGUUCUUUUUAAAAAUAUCAUAACCUUGUUAAAGAAAAAAAAAAAAAUUUCAUUGUUAUCUCUAAUGGGGUGCUUUUUAUUAUUUCUAUGCCAUUGGUGCGUUAAUACCCAUUAUAGUAUCUCCUGCUAAGUUCAAUAUUUGCGUAACAAUUAUGAACAUAUAAUAAGUAGAGCACAAUUGUAAAAAAUGCAAACAUUUAAAUUUGUUUCUCAAUAUAGGUAUUGUGAUUCCUUUACAUUUUUUUUCAAAUGCUAUGGUUUAUAUGUAUUUAAUAACACUUUAAGGUAUUUUUUCUACGUCAGGACUGUCGCUUAUCUUUGUUUCGCGUACACUUAAUCUGCUGAUGUUUUAACUUAGUUAAUAGCAGGCAUUUCAUGUUAAAGAAGUUUGAAUACUGUCUGAGUGGUUGGGUACUACCUCGAGUCAUUUUAAGGAUGUUUAUUGAUUGUUUACAUACAUCUCAUCAAGACAGUUUUGCCUGUUUUAUGCGAAAAACACUUUCGUUUAAGAAUGUUGCUUCAUAUUGUCAUUUGAACGAAUUUGAAGGACGUGGACAAUUCCAUUAAUUUACGUGUACUUUCAAAUGUAGAAAUUGUGAAAAUUUAAAAGUAGUUGGGAAUAGCGUAACAAAGUAUUGAACACUCUUUACUUAUUAUGCCAUCGUUAACUUUUUGUGCUUCAUUCGGUCGUAGGUACAACGUAUUUAAGAAUCAUUUAUUCUGGGCAGGGUCUCAGAAAUAUAUAUAUAUAUAUAAAUAGGUACAUAAAUAGAUAUCAUCUGAGAUCAUGUAACGUCACAUCUCCAAAGCAUCCCCAAUACAGUGCAAUGCUUAGAAACUUCAAUCCAUUAUUGCAAUUACGAGAUUGAUUUGUCCACCGUAAGAAAUUAUUUUCCAAUCUACGAAAAACCUGCAAUGUUAUGUACAGUUCAAUGAAAUUUAUAAAAAUAAACUA